Symbiodinium natans is the source of this 757-nucleotide messenger RNA. NCBI's taxonomy places the organism in Eukaryota, Dinophyceae, Suessiales, Symbiodiniaceae. The record is from the annotation of a GenBank genome assembly.
GAUGGCGGACCAUGCUCAGAAGCUUGAAUCCGUGGCUGCUUUGGACGGGACAAUCAAAGUGAAGGUCAAGGAUCGCGAGGAACCCUACCUUGUCCCAGCGGUGGUACUCGCACUGAGCUCCGACGUCUGGAAGGCGUCCUUGGCCGGCGAGUUUAAGGAGAGUCUCACGAAGGAGCUGCAUCUUCCUGACGUCAGUGAUUCGACCUUCUGCAUUCUCUUGGAGUUUCUUCUCCCAUCAGCUGGUGCGGACGGCGUCGUGACAGACGCAAAUGUCUAUGCGCUUACUGAGGUGUCUGUGAAGUAUGCCUUGGCCGGAUUGAAAAGCAAAUGUGUAAAGCACCUGAAAGCCAUGUACAUGAACAAACGCAACGUCGAGAAACGUCUGUACCCGGCGUUCAAAUUUCAGGAGGAUACAGAGACAUCCUUCUUCCGUGAUGACUUAGACAAAUGCAAGCGCUACCUCAUGGACAAUUACAUAGAGCAGGAUGCUUGCGGCAUUCUGCGAAAAGUCCAGGGUCUCAUUCAGGAGGAUGCUGCGGAGAUGUCCUUUACAUCUACGGCUCUGACGCAGCAGUUCAUGGAACUCAUCUGGGAAGUGGUGGGUUCCCAAGCAUCACGUGCAAAGCGUGCGAGAACUCAGUACUGGGAAGACCACCACGGUUGGGCUGGGAUUGCUGGUAUCCCACCAAAUGACAAGGAUCGGCUUCGUGACAAAGUGAGAUCGAAUUUUCCAGAGGUUCACGCUUACUUUGGCUGA